GCCCGGUAUUUAUUUUGCAUCAUAAAUACGUUUUAUAUUGUGAACUAUAUGUAUAUUAAGUGUUGCAUAUAAAGACAAGCACUUUUAUUUUGAAAUUCUGUGGAGUCUUGUGUAUGUGAUGUUAUUUUAAUGUCACCUUUGCACAGUUGUUGUGUUUUUUCUUGCUCAGUUGACCGUUAUCUCCUCCAGGUGAGUUCACGUCAAGACUCCUCCCAUUGGUCACAAAAUGUCUCAACAGCACCCCCUAACUGCCGCCCCUUGGACAUGUUUGUCUUCAAGUUUCAAAAUUCAGUCCACUUAUUUAUAUAAAGUCAGUAAAAAACAGUCUCUUUGAACCAUGUUCUAAAUCCCAGAGGAACUUUGGUCACUUUUGAUUUGUGUGUCCAUUUUUGGUGAUUUAUUUUUUUAUGACCACCCGUUCGGUUAUUGCUCCACGUUCUCUUGACUUUCUAUUCCUAGAUCUUUAUAUUUGGAGACUUCUUUCCUGCAGUUUUUCAGCGAGGACAGACGUGGACGAGUUCUCUCCCGUGUGUCCUUCACGUCUGUAAGUUCAUGAUUUCUUAAUCCGUUUCUGUCGACACGUCUUCUGGCGCCAUGAUGUGCUGCUGCUGCUUCUAUGAUUACAUCACCUGUGAGUCAUCAUGCAGCCCAAAAUAAAUACAUAAAUGAAUAAAUAAUACUUUGGACUUUGGCUACAGAAUUUAGCCAAUUGUAGCUUGUAAAUUUUUCUCUGAGAAAAGAAAGAAAGAAAGAUGGAAAGGGAAAAAAAACAUGAAUUCACCCAAAAAAGUAGCUGUAAAUUAACGAUUGCUAUAAACUCUUUGUGCAGCACGUCUUGGAACUGUAUUAAACUACAUUGCAGAUAAAAAUAAUCAUAAAUAAUGCUGCAUUAUGGAUGCCAACUAUUGUAAGAAUAAGAAACACAGUGGAAAAAUGCAAAUUAAUUCACUCACUUCAUUGAUUUAUUUAUUUUCUUCCACAUUUGUAUUCAGGACAGCUCUGAUCUUGGUCUCCAGUCUUCUGAAGUGAGUUGAGGAGGGGUCAAAGUUCAGGUCAGAAGUGAAUCCUCCUCCUGCUCCUCACUGUCAGCAGCAGCAGCAGCAGCAGCAGCAGAACUGGACGCGCUAGGACCGCGGGGACCAGAGCGCAGACGCAGACGGAGCGGGACGCACUGGGUCCUGCUGCUGUAACAGAAGGACACUUUGGUCUCAGUCUCGUUCACCUCUGGAUUAACUUUUACACAGAAAGACAAAGGGAAAGUUGAGGCAAACUUCCCAACACUGGUGUAAAUCUCUUUCCUUCUCUGUAACCGGGUUGUUCGUCGGUGCUGGAGACGUUUGGAUGGACUCUCUCAUCUCUUGGAUUCAUUAACUUUUCCUCCUUGGAUCAAAGGGAGUCGUGCGCACGAGCUUGCCAUGACAUAACGGGGACACUUGGAAACGCUGCGGUGCCGAAAUAGUUUGGGAAUGAACGGAUGAUGUGUGCUCACAACUGAGGCGGAACUUCUUUCUCCGAGUCAGCCAUUCAUUCCCCCCAAAAACCGAACUCUUUUCGUUUUCUGCUCCAUGGUGGAGAUAUGGGAUGACUGGAGGCGGGGGUGCAGCUGAGGAGCUGAGAUCCAGCCGAAGGACGAUGUCUGCGCCCGGCGUUGUCAUCCCUCCGCUGCCGGGGCGUCUGGUACUGAUGCUGCUCCUGCUCUCCGGCGCCGGGCCCCGGCUCUCGCAGGCUUGUCCCGGGCUGCUCGCCUCCAGCAGCGGCUGCAGCUGCACGGACGAGCGGCCCAAAGCGCACGGCGUCCAGGCUGUGGGCAAGAGGGUCAGCUGCAGCAAGGAGGACCUGACCGAGGCUCCGGAUCCGGGUCUGCUGCCCAACAGGACGGUCACUCUGAUACUGAGCCACAACAAGAUCCGAGUUCUGAGAAAUGGAUCCUUCCUUGGACUUUUCGCCUUGGACAAGCUGGACCUCAAACACAACUUGAUCAGCACCAUCAUGCCCGGAGCCUUCCAGGGCCUGUCCGAGCUUCGGAAACUUGACCUGUCCAACAACCGCAUCGGCUGUCUGACCGCGGACAUGUUCCAGGGACUGACCAACCUCACCAAACUUAACCUCUCUGGCAACAUCAUAUCCACCAUGGACCCGGGGGUUUUUCAGGAGCUGCCGUCCCUAAAGCUCGUCAACUUCAACUCAGAACACCUGUCCUGUGACUGUGGCUUGCGUUGGGUCCCUGGCUUCUUCCGCACCAGCUCGGCCAAGUUGGGGGAUGAAACGUUGUGUGCUUAUCCCAGGAGCCUGAGGGGGAAACCUCUACGUGGACUCAGGGAAAGCCAGCUGAGCUGCGACGGUCCACUGGAGCUGCACACGCUGUCGCUGCUGCCGUCGCAGCGUCAGGUGGUCUUCAAAGGCGACCGGCUGCCCUUCCACUGCACCGCCUCGCUGGUGGACAAGAUCACCACUCUGCACUGGCGCCACAACGGUCAGCUCGUGACCUCCGACCCUGACAUGGGCGUAAACCUGGAGAACAGUGUGCUGCACGACUGCACCUUCAUCACCAGUGAACUCAUUCUGUUUAACGUGCACGUGGAGUCCAGCGGAGAGUGGGAGUGUGUGGUUUCCACUGGACGGGGCAACGCGUCCCUCACUGUGGAAAUCGUGGUGCUGGAGAACAGCGCCUCCUUCUGUCCCGAGGAAAAAGUGAUCAACAACCGCGGCGAGUUCAGGUGGCCACGAACUCUGGCGGGAAUCACGUCGCAUCAGUACUGCCUGCAGCUGCGCUACCCCUCCCUGUCUGUGGAGGGCGGUGUGGAGCAGAAAAAGGCCUCGCGGUACUGCGACCGCGCUGGAAAGUGGGAGGAGGGAGACUACUCGAACUGUCACUACACCAACGGCAUCACCCGCGUCCUGCACACCUUCAUCCUGAGACCCAUCAACGCGUCCAACGCCGUCACGGUGGCUCAUCAGGUGCGGACGUACACGCUGGAGGCCGCGGGCUUCACGGACUCGGUGGACGUGCUGUACGUGGCGCAGAUCAUGGAGAAGUUCAUGGAAUAUGUCCGACAUCUGCGAGAGUUGUCGGAGGUGUUGGUGGAAAUGGGCAGUAACCUGAUGCAGGUGGACGACCAGAUCCUGGCUCUGGCGCAGCGAGAGAAGAGAGCCUGCAGCUCCAUCGUCUCCUCUCUGGAGACUCUGGCCUGGCCUCAGCUGCACAGCCACGCUCAGGAUUUCUCCAUGGUUUCUCGUAACAUCGUGAUGGAGGCUCACCUCAUCCGCCCGGCUCACUUCACCGGCAUCACGUGCACGGCGUAUCAGCGACGCGAAGUCUCGGCGGGAAGUCCUGCCGCGGAGACGUCAAACUCUGGCCAUGAGCAGCAGCUCCGCUUCCGCUGCAGCACCGGCUCCCACAACACCUCGCUCAACAACUUCCUCCUGAAGAAUUCCGUGGCGCUGGCGUCGGUGACUCUGCCGUCGACUCUGUUUCCUCCUGAUGCUUCGGAAGACUGUAAACUGCAGUUUGUCGCUUUCCGGACGGGCAGCUUUUUCCCGCUGUCUGGAAACUCGAGUAACGCGGGGGAACAUGCGCGCAGACGCACGGUCAACUCUCCUGUCGUAUUCGUGGGAUUAGAUGGCUGCAGCAUGUGGAACCGCUCGGAGCCCAUCUGGGUGUCACUGCGCCACUUGUCCCCCGGCACUGACGCCGUAGCGGCUCAGUGGAGCCCGAGGGGCCCGGAGAAGCCGGGGGUGUGGAGCCAGGACGGCUGUCAGCUGGUGCACAGUGACAGCAGCACCUCCACCAUGCGCUGCUCGCUGCUCAGCAACUACGCCGUGCUGCAGGAGGUGCCUGACUUCCCGACCUCCCUGCCCAUCUCAGCGAGUGUGCUCCACCCGGUGGUGUACGCCUGCACUGCAGUGCUUCUCCUCUGCCUCUUCACCAUCAUCAUCACACACAUUCUCCACCACAGCUCCAUCCACAUAUCCAGGAAAAGCUGGCACACGUUACUGAACACCUGCUUCCAUAUCGCCAUGACAACAGCGAUCUACGCGGGGGGCAUUAGCUUGACCAGCUACCCGGUGGUUUGCCAAGCAGUGGGCAUCGCCUUGCACUACUCGUCGCUGUCGACGCUGCUGUGGAUCGGAGUUAGCGCCAGAGUCAUCUACAAAGAGGCCGUGUGGCGGUUACCACGGCAGCUGGAGGGAGAGUCUCCUGUUCCGCCGACCCAGCGACCGAUGCUCAGGUUCUAUUUGAUAGCUGGUGGAGUUCCUCUCAUCAUUUGUGGGAUCACUGCAGCUGUCAAUGUCAACAACUACGGCGACAACAGCCCUUACUGCUGGUUGGUGUGGCGUCCCAGUCUAGGCUCUUUCUUUGUCCCCGCUGGCCUUGUGUUGUUGGUGACCUGGAUCUAUUUCCUGUGCACUGUGUUUCGCCUGAGGCGCAGCGUGGCCAAAGAAUGCACAGGAACCACCCUGUCUUCUCCUGUGACCGAGAGCCAGCCCGCGCUGGCAGGAAGCACCAGCCUGCUCUCCACAGACUCCGCGGUGGGAGCGAUAAGCCCCACUGUGGCUCCAGAGGACCAGUACUCUCUGAAGACUCAGUUCCUGGUGCUGGUGGCCACUCACUUUCUGUUUGUGAUCCUGUGGUGUUGUGGGGCGAUGGCGAUCUGGCUGACAGAACACACCAGCCUGUUGUUCAGCUGUCUGUAUGGGAUGACUGCUACGGUACUGGGGAUAUUUCUGGUGGUGCACCACUGCUUCAGACGCAUGGAUGUGCAGGCGUCGUGGCUUGCGUGUUGCCCGGGUUACCGCCGCUCACAUCCCAUGUCGACUUACACUCACACCUGCACUACUGUGAGUGGGGUGCAGACGUCUGAACAUGGAUCCCAACUUUUCAUCAACUGUCAUCCUCCCGGCGACUCUCAUAACUCCUCGUCGGCGCGGUCGUCGUCCACGCCGAGUGGGAUCAGCAGUGUGGGCCCCGGGCCCUGCAAGCUCACCAACCUGCUACAGGUGGCACAAGAUAAUCCUAACAUUCAAUCUGCUUCUCGUCCGCCUGCAGGCAACAACACCAGCACCAGUACUGACAACACCAGCAAGCCUACAAACAAUAUUCUGCCCAUCAAUAACUCUGCAGCUCCACUGCAUCCACAGAGAAGGAAAGUUAGUAGCAGAACUAAACAAGGGAGCAGUCAGUAUCACCACCGGAGCGAGGGCAGAGGUCACUAUCGUCUCAAAGCUCUCAGGACUGCUGGAGGUGGGGGCAGCCUCGGAGCUUUAGGACCCGCAGGUUUAGAGCACCUCACUUCUUCACAUGGGGUUUACAAACAGGCCACAAGUGAGAAUGGCAGCAUUCACCACAGCCUUUCAGAGAACCAGGCCAGCCCACUGACAAAUGGGAAGCGGGUGGGAGAGUCAGUGGCCACCAGCCCCUCAGAGGGAAGCGACGGGGGGAGCAGCGGCAGCCGCAAGCCUUUCCCACUGCUGCCAUCUAUGGCCAGCAGAGUGGCUAUGCACGGCGCUCAGAGACGAUGUGCCAGCAGAGACAAUUUGAAACUGGCAGCCGCCACAGAGCGAGACACGAAACGCUGCUCUUAUCCUUUGAACUGCACCACAACCACGGUGCCCGGGGCGGCUGCUGCUCCAAACGGCACCUUGAAAAACUCGGUGCUGGAGCUGGAGCAGGACAUGAGCGGCACGGACCAGUCGCAGAGCUCGGUCGGAAUGAGGAGCGGUCUGUGGAAAAGUGAAACCACAGUGUAACCUAUACUUACAGUAUAUGUGAACGUCUAUGCAUGGCCUUGAUGAACUUUUUAAUGAUUGGGUUAUGUUUUAAUGAUCUCUUGAUUAUAAUAAUUAUGUAAUUUAAGAUGCAAAAUCAUGAAGGCAUCCAGGAACCUAAACUGGUACUCCUGCCUCUGUAGCAUUGUAAGAAUUUUCUGUGAAAUGGGGUAAAAAAAUAUAAUAAUGCUGUUUUUUUUGUUGUCUUCAUACUCAUUUAUGUAAUCCGUUUCACAAGAAAAUGUAAACAGUAUCUCUGAAAUUGGCAUAUAAUGUUGAUUUUGGGUGUCUAAUGAAAGCUUUAUUGUUUUAGUUGUGAUUAUUUUCGCUAUGCAUAUCAACUAUAGCAUGAAAUGGAAUGCAAAACCCGUCCGUUUCCAAACUUCAGCUAAAUGCAUUUAAUCUGUGGGGGGGAAAACGCUCAACCUUAUGUUUGCUUCAAGUAACUGUGUGUGUUCUCAUGUAUGCACUUGUAUGUUCUCUUUCCAAACAUGUCUGUGUGCGUGUGUGUAUAUGUGUGCGUGUGUGUGUGUGUGUGUGUGUAUGUGCGCGCGCAGACAUACAAAUUGUAUGAGUGUGGCUGUACAGAAUUUUUGAGUGAAUUAAAAAAAGCUAUGAGAGACUUUUGAAUAUA
Molecule: messenger RNA, 6400 nt
Organism: Solea senegalensis (Senegalese sole)
Lineage: Eukaryota; Metazoa; Chordata; Actinopteri; Pleuronectiformes; Soleidae
Gene: adgra2
Product: adhesion G protein-coupled receptor A2
Exons: 20
Coding region: 1582-5748 (1388 amino acids)
Biological process (GO): cell surface receptor signaling pathway; positive regulation of canonical Wnt signaling pathway; sprouting angiogenesis
Cellular component (GO): plasma membrane; Wnt signalosome
Molecular function (GO): G protein-coupled receptor activity; protein binding
Source: RefSeq, a predicted model, not a curated record